ACAUUCUGCUGUGUUGAAUUUGAUGAAAAUAAUUUGCUGCACUGGACUGGUCUCCUUGUUCCGGAUAAAGAGCCAUACAACAAGGGAGCAUUUAAAGUAGCUAUAGAUUUUCCAGUAGAAUAUCCGUUUAAACCGCCCAAAAUCACAUUUUUGACGAAGAUUUACCACCCAAAUGUUGACGAAAAGGGACAAGUAUGUCUUCCGAUCAUAUCACCUGACAACUGGAAACCUGCUACCAAAACCGAACAAGUGAUGAAUGCAUUGCUUGGUUUGAUUACCGAACCAGAACCUGACCAUCCAUUGCGAGCAGAUCUUGCCGAAGAAUUUACGAAAGAUAGGAAAAAAUUCAAUAAGACAGCAGAAGAUUAUACGAAAAAAUACGCAGUUAAACGACCGGAUGGUUUUUAG
Messenger RNA from Brugia malayi, 408 nucleotides. It is a transcript of the gene Bma-ubc-18, whose product is annotated as GDP-L-fucose synthetase, putative. Lineage: Eukaryota; Metazoa; Nematoda; Chromadorea; Rhabditida; Onchocercidae. The annotation marks the transcript as partial. The transcript has 3 exons. The record is from RefSeq and is a predicted model, not a curated record.